CGCUCAACAGCGGUAGUUUAAUAAUCCUCUCAGCGGGAGCAGCAGCACCGAACGCCGGUGGAGGAUCGUGAUUUCUGCCGGUGUGAGUGCUCAGAGACCGGCAUGUCCGCGCAAAACCCGCUUCAGGUGGUCAACAUCCCCUGGAGGAACAACAACUUUAGCCUGAUGAGCCGCGAUCCGCCGCUGUCCGAUCAGGGGGAGACCAUCAUCGGUGUAUACCUGCUCAUACUCGGCUGGUUGUCGUGGUUUGGGAACAGUAUCGUGAUCUUCGUGCUCUUCAGGCAGCGCUCCACUCUUCAGCCCACUGAUUACCUGACUCUGAAUCUGGCUGUUUCUGACGCCAGCAUCUCGGUGUUCGGAUACUCGCGCGGCAUCUUGGAGAUCUUCAACAUCUUCAAGGACAGCGGCUACAUCAUCUCCUCUGUCUGGACGUGCCAGGUGGACGGGUUCUUCACGCUGGUGUUUGGUCUGAGCAGCAUCAACACACUGACGGUGAUCAGCAUCACACGCUUCAUCAAAGGCUGCCACCCUCAUAAAGCUCACUGCAUCACCAACUCCACUGUUGCGGUGUGUGUGGUCUUUAUUUGGAUCGGUGCGUUCUUCUGGUCGGCGGCGCCUGUUCUUGGAUGGGGAAGCUACACCGACCGCGGUUACGGCACGUGUGAGAUCGACUGGGUGAAGGCGAAUUACUCCACCAUCCACAAGUCCUACAUCAUCUCCAUCUUCAUCUUCUGCUUCCUGGUGCCGGUGCUGCUGAUGCUCUUCUGUUACAUCUCCAUCAUCAACACGGUGAAGAGAGGAAACGCCAUGAAUGCGGACGGAGACCUGAGCGACCGUCAGAGGAAGAUCGAGAGAGACGUCACCAUUGUGUCGAUCGUGAUCUGCACCGCCUUCAUCUUGGCCUGGUCCCCGUACGCUGUGGUCUCCAUGUGGUCCGCCUGGGGUUUCCACGUCCCCAACCUGACCAGCAUCUUCACGCGACUCUUCGCCAAGUCUGCUAGCUUCUACAACCCGCUCAUCUACUUCGGCCUGAGCUCCAAGUUCCGCAAGGAUGUGAGUGUGUUGCUGCCCUGCGGUCGUGAAGGCCGAGACCCGGUGCGUCUGAAGCGCUUCAAGCGUCUGCGGGGCCGAGCGGAGCCGCCCGGGGCCCCGGCGCACACACCGCACCCGCAGAUCGCACUCAAAAACUACAACAACCACAGCAAACCACACGCUGGCCCCGCCCACUGCACUGGACACGCCCCCAGCCCAGACUCAGGAGUGGGCAGUCAUCAUGAGACUCCGCCCCCUCAGCCCCGCCCACAGCUGUUCUUUAUUGACGUUCCAGAGCCGGAGGCGGAGUCAGAGUGUGUGCGGCUCUGAGAUGGUUGCACACAGAUGACCUGUUUUUACAAAUGUGAGUGGAUUGAACUUAAAGCAGUUCAGUCGUCCAACCCAAAAACUCAAGAACUGUUUCAGCUCAUUUUAAAUGUCAUGUUUUGAGUGUUUAAUGCUGUGUUCACACCAGACGCGGUACGCGCGGAUAAAUCAUGCUAUUUGCGCGUAGACGCCUGAACAGAUUGAGUUUACUCGCUUCAUUCACACGUCAAAUUCACUGAGCAAUAGACGAGCUUUCGCAUCAUGGCCAGGGCUACUAUCUGCUUGGAGAAGUUCAGAUUUUAACAACUCGAGCAAUUCGUGGGAAACGCUCAACUCGCGCCGCUUCAUUUGUGCGUAUCGCGCCGCAGGAUGUCUGUUCGCGUCUUUGCAUUGACUUAACGUAAAUCACUCGCGCUCGCCGCUUCUUCCGCGUCUGGUGUGAUCGCAGCAUAAUAAAGACGCUUUGUGCUUUUCCUGCAGUUUUUUGUUUUUCUCUUAAACACUGUUGGAGAUGUGUGAACAUAAACUGAUUUAUUUCUUUUAAAAAUAUUUUCUUUUAAAAAAGCUUUAAAUGUUCUGCCUUACGUUUUUCUUUCUUCAUUAAACCUGGUUUUUCUGCUCUGCCCAAUUUUAGUUUCAGGUAAAAUCCAGAUUUUUUCUCUUUUCACUUUUUAAUUUCAUAAAUUCUUUUUUUCUUAUUUUAAAUAUAGAAUUGACACUUUUUUUUAUUCAAAAAAAUUGUGUUUCCUCUAUAAAACACGUCUCUUUUCAUUGUCAAACAUCUUUUACUUUCUUUGUUCUUUAAAAUAGUUUUCUUUCUACAUUUUUCUUAAAAAAAAAAAAAAAA
Danio rerio (zebrafish) is the source of this 2206-nucleotide messenger RNA. RefSeq names its product opsin 6, group member a (gene opn6a). Lineage: Eukaryota; Metazoa; Chordata; Actinopteri; Cypriniformes; Danionidae. The record is from RefSeq and is marked validated. Gene Ontology annotation, cellular component: membrane. Gene Ontology annotation, molecular function: G protein-coupled receptor activity. Gene Ontology annotation, biological process: detection of visible light; signal transduction; G protein-coupled receptor signaling pathway.